AUGUCUGUCCUCACUGCUUACCCACCCGUUACACUCACGCCAUCCAUCUCUUCACCAUCCGCCCCUGGCACCAAGCGAAAACGAUCGGCGUCGCUGCACGUCCGCUUCUGCUCCGAAGCUCCUCAAGUCGAAUACACUUACUCACAAUCCGACUACGAUCGAAGCGGCCUCUUUCCAACAGUGACGCCCCAAGACAUUGAAAACAUCUACAAUAGCCCAGUCAUUCUUGCCGUGUCCUUCAACAUGAUCACUACCAACACAACCACAACCACAACCACAACCACAAAAGCGCUAUCCCAAAAACAAACCACCCCCAUGCCCCCUCUCAAGCGGACCAAGCAACAGAAACCACCACGCUUGUCGAUAGAUACCAGCAACAUCCACGGACCUUUGUUCUUCACCAGCAUGACAACGAACCACCAGAAAAAGUCAUUGAUGAUUCCGCCCAUGACACCCAUCGAUCAUCAAGAAGACAAUGACGACGACCUCCUGCGGAAGAAGCACAUCAGCAACGAGUGA
Messenger RNA from Zychaea mexicana, 519 nucleotides. RefSeq lists its product as uncharacterized. The transcript has a single exon. The record is from RefSeq and is a predicted model, not a curated record. Bases 1 to 519 code for a protein of 172 amino acids. Lineage: Eukaryota; Fungi; Mucoromycota; Mucoromycetes; Mucorales; Lichtheimiaceae.